Messenger RNA from Dissoconium aciculare CBS 342.82, 987 nucleotides. RefSeq lists its product as uncharacterized. NCBI's taxonomy places the organism in Eukaryota, Fungi, Ascomycota, Dothideomycetes, Mycosphaerellales, Dissoconiaceae. Gene Ontology annotation, cellular component: nucleus; chromatin. Gene Ontology annotation, molecular function: histone binding; chromatin binding. The coding region runs from base 1 to 987 and encodes 328 amino acids. Gene Ontology annotation, biological process: nucleosome assembly. The transcript is spliced from 2 exons. The record is from RefSeq and is a predicted model, not a curated record.
AUGGCCGAAGACGCAAUUCCAGUUUCAUACGAAGACCUCGCUCUGCUCGAGGAACAGUUCGAAGAGGUUGAUGUGGAAAUUUUGCGCAAGCAAUAUGGUCUCACGAAGGAGCUCUACGCCAAGCGCGCCGAGGCCGCUGCAAAGAUUCCCAACUUCUGGCCUCUCGUCAUCGAGCAAAGCCCUCUCGAAGUCGAUCAGUACAUUCAGCCCAACGACUCUAGAAUCUUCGUGGAAUCCCUUGAAAGCAUCGACGUAAUUCGCCACGAGCUCGAUAACAAUUCAAACGGAUCUCCCCGCAGCUUCACGCUGAAGUUCACCUUCAAGCCGAACGACGAGUUUGAAGAGACCGUACUAGAGAAGAAAUUCGACUACCGCCGCGCGCGCGACGGCGCAACUGGGCUGGUCUCCGAGCCGGUCAAGAUCACAUGGAAAGAGGGCAAGGACCUGACGGAAGGCUUGACCGACGGUGCAUGGGCACUGUUCGAGGCGCGCAAGAAGAAGGGUGACAUGACCGCCAAGGACAUUCCCGAGUACGAUGCUUUGAAAGAGAAGACAGAGCACUGGAACGGUGCCAACACCUCGUUCUUCACCUUCUUCGGCUGGGUCAGCACACGACGAUGGGUCAGCGCAGAGGAAUCGGCCAAUGCCAACGAGGAGUGGGCGGCGCGCCAGGCAGCACGCAAGCGCGGCGAGAAGGUGGAUGUGCCGGAGGAGGAAAGCGAGGAGGAGGAUGAUUCGGACGUUGAGGUGCACGAGAGCGGUGAGGAUCUAGCCAUCAGCUUUGCGGACGACAUCUGGCCCAAUGCCAUCAAGUUCUUCACGAUGUCGCAGGAGAUCGAAGAGAUGUCCGACAUGGAAUUCGAGGACGGCGACGACGAGGAUGACGAUGAUGAUGAGGGCGAGCCGGUGGACAUCCGCGCCUUGGUCGGCAAGGGUCGCAAGCGUGACAGCGACAUUGGCCCUUCAAGUAAGAAGCAGAAGAAUUAA